UUGAGAGUUGGCAGUACUGGACAGGACACCGGAAGGAUGAAGGUUCUGUUACUCUUUGCGCUGCUUGCAGCCGCGCACUGUGAGAAGGUCUUCAUUGGGUAAGUUCAUCUGUUUAAGCUUUGUAAAUAAAUAUACCUACAUAAAUUAUGUUUCCCUUUGCAGAUUAGUACAUGAAAUCCAAGAGAUUCUGCAGUUAGUUGUACACUGCAGAACAUCAAUGGGCCAUCACAUUUUUGUAUCAGGAUCGCAAAAAGAUUACUUUUGCAAUGACAUGGGAUUAUUUAGUCACUCUUGGCUCUAACCUCUGAGAAACUUGAGUCUAUACUAGCAAUUCAUCAUAACCACCAUGUGACUUCAAAUGUACUGGGCGACAGGUAGCUUAGUGGUUAAGAGCGUUGUGCCAGUAACCGAAAGGUCGCUGGUUCUAAUCCCCAAGCCGACUAGGUGAAAAAUCUGUCGAUGUGCCCUUGAGCAAGGCACUUAACCCUAAGUGCUCCUGUAAGUUGCUCUGGAUAAGAGCGUCUGCUAAAUGACUGAAAUGUAAAUAUUGUUUCCCUGAUGAACUGAAAGAUUAAUACAAGAUUGAUAUAAUUUUGUAAUGCCUUCCUUCCUUCCCACACAGAGACCAGGUCAUCAGGGUCAAUGUGGAGUCUGAGGAGCAGAUUAGAUUUCUGCGUGCUCUGGAGCAGGACACAUACUGGGAUGUAAGUAUAAUAAAAAUAAGAGUAUAAUAUACUUGGUUUAGACCAUUUAACAAUCAUGUUUCCUGCUGCUAAUCAUGGCGUCCUUCCCUAUUCCCUCACUACGUAACUUAACACCCCCUUCUCCUCUUUCAGCUGGACUUCUGGCUCCACCCUGUGAACACUGGGAUCCCUGUGGACAUCCGCGUGCCCUACUCCAGCCUGUACGCUGUCAAGGACUACCUCCGUGCCCAUAACAUCCAGUUCUCUGUCAUGAUCAGCAACCUGCAGGUCAGUCACUGCAAAACACAGGAGGCUGCUGAGGGGAGAAUGGCUCAUAAUAAUGUCCGGAACAGAGCAAAUGGAAUGGCAUCAAACACCUGGAGACCAUGUGUUUGAUGUAUUUGAUACCAUUACACUGAUUCCGCUCCAAUCAUUACCACGAGCCCGUUCUCCCCAAUUAAGGUGCCACCAACCUCCUGUGCUGCAAAGUCUCUUCCCACAGCCACUGGUGGCCAUGAGUCUGGCAAGUGAGACUAGUCACUGCUCAGCUCACUGACGCCAUCUACUGGGAGAUCUGAACAUUUACGUUUUAUUUGGAUAAAGUAAUAUUGUAAUAUUCAAGUUCCUCGGUGUCCACAUCACUAAGGAUCUAUCAUGGCCCACAAAUACCAACAUAGUCUUGAAGAGGACACAACAGCGCCUCUUUUCCCACAGGUGGCUGAAAAGAUUUGUCAUGGGCCCUCAGAUCCUCAAUACAUUCUACAACUGCACAAUGAAAAGAUUUGUCAUGGGCCCUCAGAUCCUCAAUAUAUUCUACAACUGCACAAUUGAGAGCAUCUUGACUGGCUGCAUCACCGCUUGGUAUGGCAACUGCUUGGCAUCCGACCGCAAGGCGCUACAGAGGGUAGUGCGUACGGCCCAGUACAUCACUGAGGCCAAGCUCCCUGCCAUCCAGGACUUCCGGAACAGCUUCUACCCCCAAGCCAUAAGACUGCUAAAUAGUUAGUUAAAUAGUUAACCAAAUAGCUACCCGGACUAUCUGCAUUGACCGUUUUUUCACUAACUUUUUUUGACUCAUCACAUUCGUUGCUUUACUGUUUAUUGUCUGUCACUUUCUUCCUAGUUAUAUGUACAUAUCUACCUCAAUUACCUCGUACCCCUACACAUCGACUCGGUACUGGUACUCCGUGUAUAUAGCUACGUUGUCGUUACUAAUUGUGUAUUUAUUAUAACUUUUAUUAUAUGUUUUACUUUUCUAUUAUUUCGCUAUUUUUUUCUUUCUCUCUGCAUUGUUGGGAAGGGCCCGUGAGUAAGCAUUUCACUGUCAGUCUACACCUGUUGCUUACGAAGCAUGUGUGGCUGGAGUUGCUGAUCUACCGCCAUUGACUGGUCUUUGUCAGUACAAACAGUCAUUCAAACGACAUUUAGAGAUAAUAAUUGUCUCAUCCACUGUUUGAGAUAGUUGUAUUCUGAUUAUAUUGUUUAAAGAUAAAUAACAUGCUGAUUAACAGAUUUGAAGAUGUACACUCUUAGAAAAAAAGGUUAUAUCUAGAACCUAAAAUGAUUAUUCGCCUGUUCCCAUAGGAGAACCCUUUAAGGAACCCUUUUUGGUUCCAGGUAGAACCCGUUCCACAGACAUGGAACCAAUAAGGGUUCUACCUGGAACCAGUGUUGUAGUACAUUAAUAACUUAACAGCCUUUAUAUAUAUAUUAUAGACAUGUUUGCGCAGUGGCGAACCUAUAGGCCUUCAGCGUGUGACAGGUUCAUGAUUCUGAAAAUACUUCAACCGUAAUACCAGCGCACUCAUGUAGGAGAGUGCACUUUUUUGUAAAACACAAAGGGCCAGUGGUGGGUAUACGCAGGUAUAAACCGUAUUUGUUUUCAGUGGGCAUUGAGUAUACUCACUUCUUAAUCCCUACUGAUGCGUAUCAAAGUAGUGUAGUGGAGGUAUGCGAUUUAUCAAUUAUGUAGUACAAUAGAGAAAUCAUCCACAAAGUAGCCUACACAAUUGCUAAGCACGUGAAAUAUAUGCACUUGCGCGCUGUACACAGCCUAGUUUCAGCGGAAUAUCAUCUGCAGGCAGCAAUAGUGUGCAGCUCACAGAAGAAUGACAUCGGUAGCCGGUAGGGUAGGAUUCACAGGGGCGGUGUGUUCAAUAGGGCGAUAUGGGCGACGCACUGCCAAACGGGAAAAGGAAGGGAUUUUUUUUCUAAUCAAUUAUAUCACGGCAACAGUAGUUAUCAGUGUUGUAAUCUAGACGUCUGAUCUGCCACAGUGCCACUAAAUGUCCAAUCAGGCUAAAGUCGUGCUUCAAAUGCCCCCCCCCCCCCCCUUUUGGGGCGAUUUCAGUCAGGUUGAAAAUCGCCCAGAAGUCUGUCAUAGACUCCCAUGUAAAAUAAAUUUUUUUCAAAUAUCAGAGCUUUCAAUACAAUCUCUAUGGGUUUCUGAGGGCUUGCACUUACGCGCUUUCGUCAUACGUAACAUAACCAUGAACGUAACUAAGAAAAGAGCGGGUAGCCUCGUCAAUCAAUUCACUACUACUAUCAAAAUGGCUAGGCUUCAGUGCAACUCGAUUGUGUCUUUGAAAGAAGUUCCUUUUUGUCGGCGAACAAAUGAAGAUAAAUUGGCAACGAAACAAUUAGGACCUCCCAGACCAAAUUUAAUAAUUCAACAGGUUUCUACUAAAGGGGGGAAGUCCUACACCCGAGGAUUUUCCAAAAAUUGGUACGAACGAAAAACCUGGCUAGCAGGCUGCGAUGUAGCUAAUGCAGUCUUCUGCUACCCCCUGCUUACUCUUUCACCCUGAAGGCGGCACGGCAGACAGCACCGCUUGGACAGCGACUGGUGUGUAACGGACAUGCACCAUCUUUCAGGAAAGAUUAAGAAACAUGAGCUGUCAAAGACCCACAUGGAUAGCUGUUUGAGAUUGUCUGCUUUGGGGAGAGUGAACAUUCCCACUCAACUGGAUGAGGGAUACAGGCUAGCUGUCCGCCGCCACAACGAUGAGGUUAGUGUUGAUAAUCACAAGUUUACUGGAGAACUGAAACUGACAAGGCUGACAAGAUAGGACCCUUUUGUCCAUUGUUAUUGGAUAGGAACAGAACUUAUAACCAGCUCCUGACCUAAAUAGAUCUUAGCACAACAUUUUACUCAACAUAUCAUAUUCCAUAUUCACUAUAACAAAUAUAUUUACUACGACAUUAGCAAGAACCGCCACAUCCUCAGCCGGCUAAUCCAGUGUGUGAAGUUUUGCGGAGUGUUUGAGUUAGCUUUGCGAGGCAAAGAUGAAACUGAGGGCUCCACCAACCCUGGUAAGCCAACACUUUUGAGAUCAGUCAAUAAAUGCUUCUGGUAUUGACUUAUAUGCUGCCCCUGUCUUCAUGUUGUUGCUGGACAUAUCUUUUUUUAAAUGUGUGUAGGUCACCUAAAUCAUCAGAAAAAUUGCCCCCCCUGAGAAUUUUUUCAGGAGCCGCCACUGGGUAGCUAAUACGUUUCAAUGUAUGAUGUCUACCUGUAAAUCCUAACAAAGGCAACAAUGGGUAUGCAAACAAAGUAUUGAAAAAGUUUAGUCCAAAGUGUUGGUUAGUAGGCUAUUUGUGAGGGGCGUAGACAUGGAUGGGCCUGGGUGGACAGAGGCCCACCCACUGGGGAGCCAGGCCCUGACAGGCCCACCCAAUCAGAUUGAUGUGGUUUAAGCAUUGUUGUCGACUUAGAUCAUCACAUGUAUUUUUUCUAUAAAAACAAAGUGGGAUUUUGAGAGUGAAAAUCUGAAAAAUCUAUAGGAAAACUCACAAAAAAAACAUAGGAAUUUUCACACCGAGUGCCUUUCCUUCGCUGGGCGAGCCAUUUGGGAUUUUGUUAGCAAAUUUAGAGUAUACCCAGUUCUCCAGGCACCACUACACCACUGCAUAGGGCCGAUGGAAAGACAGCAAUCACACACAGCAUGAUGUUAAAGGAUAAGCAGUCCAUAAACUCUGACAUAAUAAGCCAGUAGGUCCCAAUCAUAAGAAUACAAAAACACAACCAUUAAGCAUUUCCCAAUCGAAAUGUACAAUUAUUACUUCCUAUUGCAAAAAAAAACAUUUCACAUUUAGCACACAAAGUAACCAGUGACCUAAAGUUUAAAGUGGAAACGACAGCGUUUUAACUACUUUGCAGAUAUGAAACAAACAGACAAUCAAAAAGUCUAAAAUAUCAAAUUCCCAGUUUAUGCUACAAAACCAACUUUAUAAGUGGUUUUGAAAAUAGGUUAUAUUUGACUCAACGUACACUAAUGUACACCAUGAUGCAGACUAAGCCAUUGUUGGCAGAAUAGAUAGAUGCAGUUCAAUGCAUGAUUAAUAUAACUCACCAAUACAUUUCUUGGUAGUCCAAAAAAUAUUGCUAUCAAGUUGUAAAUCACAGCUGGCCUGGUACAUUGUUUGCUGCCGCCAUUCGGGAUGCACUGUUUCAGUUCAAUGACUCAAUAUUCUGGACAAAAACAGACUAAUGUAACUAACGCUGGGAAUGUCAAUACAAUCAAACUAGCAAGGGCAAUGAUUACAAGUCAGUCAUAACGUGGCUAAUAGGCUAGCAUAUCUGUUUAUGUAGCAAGCUAAAAACACAGAACCUAAUGUAAACUAGAUAUCUAGCUAGCUAGCUGCUAGGAGGAUGUCAUGUCAUGCCAUUGGGGGAGUGGGUGAGUGACUGACUUUUUCUCCUCAUAUAGUUUUUCGGUGGCUAUACACAGCUAGAGAUUACAAUCAUGGUCUUGAAUUGGACUCGCAUUUUUAUGGUCUCGGUCUUGACUCGGUCUCGGACCCCUUGUCCCCCUCCCAGUCUCGGUCUUGACUCGGUCUCACCCCCCCUCCGGUCUUGGUCUUGACUCGACUCGCUACAGUCUUGGUCUUGAAUUGGUCUCGCUUUAGGUCGUCUCGAACACAACACUGCCUGGAACCAGAAAGGGUUAUUUUACGGGGGACAGCCGGAGAACCCUUUUGGAACCUUUUUUUCUAAGUGUGUAGCUAAUAAUGAUGAAUGCCAGGUUUUAGAAUGUAGCAAUGACUGUAAAAUGCACUUUUAUAUAGUGAGUGAUACUGUUUGGGCACCACAGUAAUAAAUAACUCAGUUGGUUGCUGUGUUGGGGAGUAGUGAACUAAAUGUAGUUCAACUAGUAAUUGAACUACAUUUUGCAGUAGUUUGGUGGUAGCUGAACUAAAUUCAAAUCUUUUUAAUAACUUUUUUUUGCCAUGUAGCAGUGUAGCUAACUACUGGAACUACACACUACUUUUUUUGCAAAAAUAAAGUAUGGGUGAAGUAGUCAUCAGACCUGCCUAAUUCUCACUUGAAACAUAGUUUUUGUUGUUUAAUAGGCUAAAUUACACAUUCUGUUAAAAUCUGACUCCAGACUGAUCUGUUCUUGCAAUUUGUAGUCUGACAAAGUAGUUUUGAUGUAGUGAACUAACUUUAGUUAAGUAAACUAUAUUUUUCUUAAGGGUCGCUUUAGUGUAGGUUAACUUCUUACAGUGAGGAGUAAUUGGUAGUUUGGUAAACAAUAUUUUCAGAAUAGCUUCCCCAACACUGGUUGGUUAUAAUAACUUACUGUAAUAACUCACAGUAAUAACUGGUAGUAAUAACUUGAUUGGUAUUGUCAUUGUUUCAGGAACUCCUGGAUGAGGAGAAGGCAGAGAUGGAGGAGAACAACAUGAUGGAGCGCAGCUCCAAAAGCUUCAACUUUGGAGCCUAUCACCCUCUGGAGACGGUACACACACACAUACACGCUCACACAAACAAACAAAUACACACACACACACGCUCACACAAACACACACACACACACACACUCACACACACACACACACACACACAUACACGCUCACACAAACAAACAAACACACACACACACACUCACUCAUGUAAACAUGCAAACAUGUGAACACCCACUCACUCACAUAUUGUAGCUUCAAACUUGCAUGAAUUCCAAAUUGCACCCCUCAUCAAUUUGACAUAUGCAUUAUUCUAAUUGCAGAGUUGAUAUUGUACUGAGGAUGUAAAAUACAAUAAUAAUGUGUUGCAUUACAUAUAAUCUAUACUAUAUACAUCAUAUAUCAUACUUAUGUUGCAUAACAUACAUUAUGUUGACACUAUCCUGAUGUUGUUUCUUUUCUCUCCAGAUCUACAGCUGGAUGGAUGACCUGGUGGCUGCUCACCCUAACCUGGUCACCAAGGAACAGAUCGGAACCUCCUAUGAAGGCAGGCCCAUGUAUGUCCUGAAGGUACGUAGAGGAUUAAAUGGAAAAACAAUCUUUUUUUUUUAGAGAGAGAGAGAGAGAGUGAGAUAGCUGUAAUGUUAUAUACUUGCAUUUGUUGGUGUGUAUGUACCAUAACGCGUCACUGCUCCCUAAGAGCUGAAUGAAACAAGACCAUAACACCUCUGUCCUCUGUUGUAGUUCAGCACGGGUGGCGACAAGCGUCCUGCCAUCUGGGUUGACUCUGGCAUCCACUCCAGAGAGUGGGUGUCUCAGGCCACUGGAGUGUGGACCGCCAACAAGGUGAGAGAACACCUGCUCUCAUUCCAAGAGCAAAACCAGACUUCUAUUGUAUUCAGAAUUAACACGAACACAUUAUACAGAAAAACAACAUUCCAACACUGUAUGUGUCUCACAAAUGAAUGUUAUUGUUCUUCAGAUUGCCAGUGACUAUGGUACUGAUGCCUCCCUGACCUCCCUCCUGAAAACCAUGGACAUCUACCUGCUGAUUCUGGCCAACCCUGAUGGAUACGUCCACAGCCACACCAGUGUAGGUGUCAUACCAUAUACAGUGCUAUAAUACAACUAUACUGCUGUCUACGUCCACUCCCACACCAGUGUAGGUACCUCCUAUAGAUGUAACAUAUAGGCCUAUACAUAACUAAAUACAAUUCUACAUUAAGGCUAUACUGUGGUGGGAUUUAGAGUGAAGUGUAAAGUGUGACCUUUCAUCUGUUCACCUCAGUGUGUCUCAACGUAGAGUAAUAUGAGGACAAUCCUGGUUGUGCUACAUGGUAUACCAGUAUAAUGUUACUGAGUUAGAGUCUUGUGUCCUCAUGGUAUACCAGUAUAAUGUUACUGAGUUAGUUAGUACCAGUAUAAUGUUACUGAGUUAGAGUAUUGUGUCCUCAUGGUAUACCAGUAUAAUGUUACUGAGUUAGAGUAUUGUGUCCUCAUGGUAUACCAGUAUAAUGUUACUGAGUUAGAGUCUUGUGUCCUCAUGGUAUACCAGUAUAAUGUUACUGAGUUAGAGUCUUGUGUCCUCAUGGUAUACCAGUAUAAUGUUACUGAGUUAGAGUCUUGUGUCCUCAUGGUAUACCAGUAUAAUGUUACUGAGUUAGAGUCUUGUGUCCUCAUGGUAUACCAGUAUAAUGUUACUGAGUUAGAGUCUUGUGUCCUCAUGGUUCACAGAACCGUAUGUGGCGCAAGACUCGCUCCCAGAACUCUGGCUCCACGUGCCGUGGUGUCGACCCCAACAGGAACUGGGAUGCCGGUUUUGGAGGUGGGUAUCACGCCUCAUUUUGAGCACCAAAACUAUGUAAGGUUACAGUCCCAUACCAGCUUUGGUGGUGGGUGUCACAGGUUGACAAUGGCAUAGAUUUCCACAACCUGUCCAUAAGAUGAAAUGAGUGAAAAGCAUAGUCUUAUGAGAAACACUUUAUGGUGUGAAGACAAUGCUUUCCUUCUUUAACAUGACAAACCUUUUUGUUGUAUGCAGAAUAACCUGUGUUUAUCCGUGUCUUUAUGUGUGUUUGUGUUUCUCCAGGCCCCGGUGCCAGUACCAACCCCUGUUCUGACUCCUACCACGGCCCGUCUCCCCACUCUGAGAUAGAGGUGAAGAACGUUGUGAACCUGGUGAAGAACCACGGCAACUUCAAGUCCUUCAUCUCCAUCCACGCCUACUCCCAGCUGCUCAUGUACCCCUACGGAUACACCUGCAAAGAUGCGUUCCACGCGGCUGAACUGGUAACAUAACACACACCACACACACACACACACACACACACACACACUAAUCCACUGAUUCUCCUGUCUCUGCUGCUUUCUGGUAGGACUCUGUGGGCAGGUCUGCAGUCCAGAAGCUCAGCUCUCUCCAUGGAACCACAUACAAGGUUGGCAGCAUCUGCAAGAUCAUCUGUGAGUAUUCAAUAUUUCAGAAUUGUUGUACUAUUAGUGUUUCAAUGAAGUUGGUUUGUCAUUAGAUGCGACCCACCCGCCAGAACUGGAAAGCACAGUAUGGUAGUUCAAUCUAAUACUUUCAACUUAAACUAAUGAUUUGAAAAUAAGAAUCCCUUAUUAAUAUGUGAUGUCUCCCCCUCCAGACCAAGCCAGCGGAGGCAGCAUCGAUUGGUCCUACAACCUGGGCAUCAAAUACUCCUUUGCCUUCGAGCUGAGGGACACCGGUCGCUAUGGUUUCAUCCUGCCAGCCAAUCAGAUCAUCCCCACUGCCUCUGAGACCUGGCUGGCCCUGAAGGACAUCAUGGAGUAUGUCCAUGACCACUCCUAUUAAGUCCCAAACCCACCCUACACACACACCUUUCCUUCCAAGGCCUGAACUCAGUUAAAUAAAGAAUUCUAGGUCUGGAAAAA
Molecule: messenger RNA, 9281 nt
Organism: Coregonus sp. 'balchen'
Lineage: Eukaryota; Metazoa; Chordata; Actinopteri; Salmoniformes; Salmonidae
Source: the annotation of a GenBank genome assembly